UGUUGGUAUCUUUUGAUAUCUGGAUUUGCUCUUUUAACUUCUGCCAGAGAGCAGUAUGGAACGAUAUCAGUGGUAGGGCCUGCGUUUGUGAACAGGGAGGUUACACUGAAAGCAACACCGUACUAUCCCUGGUGGUGUGACGUAGAAUGGAGAUACAGAAUGAAAGGCGACACACAAUUUCAAAUAAUGAAUGCGCCAGGUGUUAUAAGAUAUUCGGAGGAUAGGUCAUUAUUUCUAAAAUGGUGGGCUUCUAAUGUAUACAACAGAUCCCACUUCUACGCCGGAUGUUCAACAAACACAACAAUAAGAACACGCUUAAUAUCUUUAAAUAUGAAAGAUAUUGUUGGAACAUGUGGAGCGCUCGUGCUUCUAGGCCCGAUUGUUCGCGACGCGGAAGUCAAACUUGGAUAUUUUCCGUCUGACUAUUCAAUACAACAUCAAGCGUAUAGUGGACGAACAUGGAAGAAAAAUCUCGAGGAAAUAGAGCUACGGAUAGGUUCUUACGAAGAAGAAAUAGUUUCUGAAUAUUUUUACGUAUUGGUUAUAUUUAACUUCGACGAAAGAGAUGAGGGGAUGUAUAUUUUAAGUUGCAAUGAAAGUGGAAACACGGAUUCCGUGCAGCUUCAAUUUCCAGAUCCCCCAUCUGACAUUUCGAUGUCCGUUAUCAAAACACAUGACUACAACAAAAAUAGUUCUGCCUGUUUCUUGGAUGUAUCAUGCCAGACAAAAGAAUCAAAUCCACCUUGCACGAUUGAAUGGUCAAGUGACAACGAUAAUUUAAGAUAUAUUAAUAGCAGCAAUUGGACUAAAGAGGAAGGUAGAAACUACCUUUCUGUUUUCAACGCGCUUUACAGGGUGACAAAAGACAAAACUGGUGGAACUAUAACAUGUUCAACAAAAUGUGAUCAUUUCCCAUCUCAUCUAUAUACAAAUGACACAGUAUAUGUUUCAAGUGAACCAACCAUGCAGUUUAACACGACAUCACCUGUUCAUUUAUAUCCGAAUAUUACAGUGAUCGUCAAAUGUCUUGUUGAUGACUGCCAUGUUAUAAGGCAAUGGACGCUUCGAUGGGAAGAUGAAAAUAAGACUGAAAUAAAGACUUGUAGACAAACAGAGGAAUGCCUGUUAACACUGAAUUAUACGGGAGAUGAAGAAAUGACAUACAGUUGCAUCGCAUGGAAAUCGGAUGAGCUUCUGAGAAACUCAAUGACAGUUCUGAACACAAUGACAAAGGAAGCAACAACCAACCCUGCACUAGGUGUGACCCAACACUUGUAUACGGUCAUUUACGCCGUAUCGGGAUCAGUUCUACUUUUACUUGUAACAACGUAUACCAGUCUUAUAUGCAGGCAUUGCAAACCUCAUGUUUAUGAAAUGCUUCUACGCCGAAGAAGAACUGCAGGGAGGGAGCGAAGUGCACAUGUGUACGAUGAUGUUCAGCCUAAUUUAGAGACAACUGAGCUUCACAAUAUACAAGGAGUGUCUGCACGUGCAGUCGAAAACAGAGACGCACCACCAUUGAAUAUAGAAGGAAUUCAAGUCUGUUCAAAGGAUCUUGUCAGCCACUACGACUAUGUGGAUCCCCCAUCCACCAAAAGUAACCGUCGGACCAUAUAAUCAUUAGAAGUUAACUGACCGAUUAAAGACCCUAACUUGAAAGUGUAUUGUUGUUAAAUGUAUUGAAUUGAUUUGUUUUUACACGUGUGUUUUAUUAUGCACGUCUUGCUUGUAUUUCAUUAACUUUGACGAAAUUAAUGUUAGAUAGUAAUUAAGAAGUGAAUUGCAAAUUUGUAAAUCAUUCGCUAUUUCCGAAUCAUUAAUAACGUAUCCUUUAUCUUUCAACCCAAUCAUUUCCAAUUGUAUUCAUACUAUCAACCGGAACGCAUUUAUCCUUUUCCUCCAAACGCUCAAAUGUCGGC
Messenger RNA from Mya arenaria, 1919 nucleotides. RefSeq lists its product as uncharacterized. The record is from RefSeq and is a predicted model, not a curated record. The transcript is spliced from 8 exons. The coding region runs from base 160 to 1617 and encodes 485 amino acids. Lineage: Eukaryota; Metazoa; Mollusca; Bivalvia; Myida; Myidae.